GUUAACAGACACUCACAGUCGAACCAAUCGAACACCGGGACAUUCACUCCACGCGCUGCCAUGAGCGAAGACGCAUCCUCGUACCCUCCAAUCGAGCCGACCAACUUCGACCUGAUCGUCGUCGGCACGGGUCUACCGGGAUCUGUGAUCGCCGCCGCGGCCUCCGCCAACGGAAAAACCGUCCUCCACUUGGACCCCAACCCCUUCUAUGGGUCCCACUUCGCCUCUCUCCCACUCCACGACCUCUCCGCCUUCCUCAAUCCACAUUUUACACCUCCGCCGUCCGCCGCAUCCGAUGGCGACGAUCACACCCCCGUGACCCUCAUCCAACGGCCCCUCUACUCCCACGUCGGCAUUUCCAAUCAUGCCCCUGAGGAAUUCACCGAAGAGUAUUCCAGAAAGUUCAACAUCGAUGUGUGCGGACCUAGGGUUUUGUUUUGCGCCGAUAAGUCCAUCGAUCUCAUGCUCCGAUCCGGGGCGAACCAAUACAUGGAAUUCAAGAGCAUCGAGGCGAGCUUCGUGUACGACGAGAGCAGUAGGAGAUUGGUGAGCGUGCCGGACUCUCGCGCGGCGAUAUUCAAGGACAAGAGCUUGGGGCUCAUGGAGAAGAACCAGCUGAUGAGGUUCUUCAAGCUAGUUCAGCAGCACUUGGCUGGUGAUGAUGGUGGUGUGGAGAAUUCGAGGAUUUCGGAGGAGGAUUUGGAGAGUCCGUUCGUGGACUUCUUGACGAAAAUGCGGUUACCGCCCAAGAUUAAAUCGAUUAUUCUGUAUGCUAUAGCCAUGGCCGAUUAUGAUCAGGAGGACACACAGAUUUGUGAAGACGUACUCACAACAAAAGAUGGUGUAGAUAGUUUGGCUCUCUACAACUCGUCGGUUGGCAGGUUUCCAAAUGCACUUGGGGCUUUGGUUUAUCCAAUUUAUGGUCAAGGGGAACUACCACAAGCUUUUUCCCGUCGGGCUGCUGUCAAAGGUUGCAUUCAUGUUCUGAGAAUGCCUGUGAUUGCCCUGCUUAUGGACAAGUGUACUGAGCAUUACAAAGGAGUUAGAUUAUCUUCAGGUCAAGACUUAUUCUGCAAUCAGCUAGUCCUGGAUCCAUCCUUUACAGUUCAGUUGCCAUUAGCUUCAUCUCCACGAGAUCCUCUGAGAGAAAGUCUUCAAGUUUUAGGUUUGAGAGAUGUUAAAAGGAAAGUGGCAAGGGGAAUAUGCAUUACAAGGAGCUCCUUGAGGCCAGAUUCAUCGAAUUUCCUGGUGGUAUAUCCUCCUAGAUCUUUGUACCCUGAACAGGUUACAUCAAUUCGAGCUCUCCAAAUAGGAAGCGGUUUAGCUGUUUGUCCUUCGGGCAUGUUUGUAUUAUACUUUUCCACUUUGUGUCAUGAUGCCGAUAAGGGGAAAGAGUUAUUACAUGCAGCCAUAGAUGCUCUUCUCAUGCUACCCGAGUCUGGACAUCCCGAAAGUAAUACCACAGUUCAAAGUGAUAUUGCAGCAGAAGUAAAACCCACCUUACUUUGGAAAGCUUUGUAUAUUCAGGAUCUUACCAUGGAUCAAUUAGAAUCUAUCAGCUACGCUCCCAUUCCAGAUGGAAAUCUUAAUUAUAAUGAUCUGUUAGAUGAGACUUUGAAGCUAUUUCAGAAGAUUUAUCCCAAUGAAGAUGUCUUUCCAGAUGCAGUCUCUCCCGAGAAUCCAGAGGACGAUUAUGAGUCUAGCCUAGAUAGCUAAUGGUGCUUUGCUGCAACCUUUUCCACUCAUCAAUGCUUUGACCCAGGAGUUGCUGAAUUAUGGGCGAGGCUGAGAAAAAAGAGUACAUGAGAAAAGACAUACCUUAAGAUUACGCAAUUUACUUUCCUCAUGGUUUCACAAUUUUGGUGGCCUAUAAAUAUGAAGAAGGCACAUCUAUCUGUUCAUUUUCAGAAACUUUACCAACUUUACCUUAGCUGGCCAAUAUUGGUUGUUAGGGUGCCUGUAUCACACUGUAAAAGAACAUAUCCAAUCAGAUAUUUGGAGGAUUUCACAGUUCUUAUACUCGAUAAAAAAAAAACAGCUUCUUGUGUCUU
Molecule: messenger RNA, 2051 nt
Organism: Corylus avellana
Lineage: Eukaryota; Viridiplantae; Streptophyta; Magnoliopsida; Fagales; Betulaceae
Gene: REP
Product: Rab escort protein
Biological process (GO): protein geranylgeranylation; intracellular protein transport; vesicle-mediated transport
Cellular component (GO): nucleus; cytosol; Rab-protein geranylgeranyltransferase complex
Molecular function (GO): GDP-dissociation inhibitor activity
Source: RefSeq, a predicted model, not a curated record